Desarmillaria tabescens is the source of this 1367-nucleotide messenger RNA. Its product is annotated as SGF29 tudor-like domain-containing protein. The transcript has 7 exons. Gene Ontology annotation, cellular component: SAGA complex. The coding region runs from base 146 to 1120 and encodes 324 amino acids. The record is from RefSeq and is a predicted model, not a curated record. NCBI's taxonomy places the organism in Eukaryota, Fungi, Basidiomycota, Agaricomycetes, Agaricales, Physalacriaceae.
CGGAGUUUGAAUACCCAAUCGGGCAACCUGAACGUUCACGUAACGUUGAACCUGUUCUCUCCAAAGUGAUCAAACGUACUUCGUUUUCACUUGAUGCGCUAUCCACGAGACUCAGGCUGCACACCGGUCUCAUAGCGGGCAUUUCAUGGAUAGAAAGCGAGGCGUAGCAACGCGCCCUGCCGCUUCUGAAGAAAUUGAAUUCUGGAAUCACGCCAGAACGUCUCUUCUGACGCUGUCCAGUAUAUACACGAACCCUGCCACUGCAGAAACAAUCGGUCGUGUGAACCGGCUGAUCUCCGCGUGGCCCAGUGACGACACUCUGCCGUCCGAGGGUCUGGAUGGUGUCAGGACGAUAUAUAAAAAACUGAACACAGGACUAAAGGACAUAGAAACAGCAUCUAAUAAUGAAGUCAAAGCGAUCGACCAAGCUCUAGAUCAGCUCGGUAUACUCAUCGCUCUCAGGCAAGCGACAGAAACGGCCGCAGACAAACGAAAUAAGCGCCCUAAUAGAGGUCCGUCACCAUCUUCGACACCUACUCCAAUAGGCGCUCCUCCAACGUCUGGCACUACCCGUGGUGUGUCGAUUACUCUGCCGCCUCGAAACUCUGCUGGUACCCCGCUCUCGAUCACUGUUUCCCGUGAAAAAUCACGCAGGGAAGGUAUAGCCCGACAAUUACCUCUUCGGGAAGGCCGGACCAUCGCAUUUCACCCUCCUCCCAAGCCUAUCAAAGACGCUGAUCAGAGUGAUUGGAUACUUGCUGUCAUUACCAGGUGUAUUAACGCCGACAAGCACAAAUACGAGGUCCGAGAUGUCGAUGAUGAGAAUCCAGAGACGUACGCUACGACCCUGAAAUCGAUUAUUCCUCUCCCGGAUCCGAAUGCACCUGCAGGGACUCCAGAGAGUAUCUCCGUGUGUCCGGAGUAUGGAAAAGGAACUAUCGUGCUGGCGCUCUAUCCUGACACAAGCUGUUUCUAUCGGGCCGAGGUGGUCACUCCUCCUCGGGACAUGCAACCAACCGGACGGUCAUACUUGCCCACGUACGAACUAAAAUUUGAAGACGACGAAGAGCAAUCUCAGAUAAUAAGUGCGCAAUAUGUCGUUGAGUUUCCUAAGGAUUAGGAUCAUUUAUGGUUUUUACGAUUUAUGCUGUGGUAUCGGUGUAGCAUUGUAUCAUCAUUGUAGGUAGGAUACCCAUUUUUGGAAUUUUAUAGGCCAGCAGCGCCGUUGGCCUGGUGUAAAUAUCUCAAAAACUACGUACCUCUCUGUUUGAAGAUUUUAACAUAAUUACGACAAGUCUCCCAAUGCGAGGCCGUUCGAUAAGCCAAAUUAUUGGCUUUGAUAAUCGUCUAGGAGGGAAUUAUCAGUG